AUGUCACAAUCACUACGUCCAUACCUAACAGCCGUUCGUUACUCUCUGGAGGCUGCCUUAACUUUGAGCAAUUUCUCUUCUCAAGAAGUAGAAAGACACAAUAGACCGGAAGUUGAAGUACCCAAUACUAGCGCCGAAUUGUUGCUCCAACCAAUGCAUAUAUCUCGUAAUGAAAACGAACAAGUGUUGAUUGAGCCCAGUGUGAACUCUGUCCGUAUGAGUUUGAUGGUUAAACAAGCAGAUGAGAUCGAACAGAUUUUGGUCCAUAAGUUUACCAGAUUUUUGGAGCAGCGUGCUGAAGCAUUCUAUAUCCUAAGACGUGUCCCAAUACCUGGCUAUAGCAUUUCCUUUCUAAUAACCAACAAGCAUACUGAAUCGAUGAAAACUGGGAAAUUAGUCGACUUUAUCAUUGAAUUCAUGGAGGAAGUAGACAAAGAAAUUAGUGAAAUCAAGUUGUUUUUGAAUGCUAGAGCAAGAUUUGUGGCAGAGGCCUACCUUGAUGAAUUUGUUUACUAA
Molecule: messenger RNA, 516 nt
Organism: Saccharomyces eubayanus
Lineage: Eukaryota; Fungi; Ascomycota; Saccharomycetes; Saccharomycetales; Saccharomycetaceae
Gene: ARC19
Product: Arc19p
Exons: 1
Coding region: 1-516 (171 amino acids)
Biological process (GO): actin filament polymerization; Arp2/3 complex-mediated actin nucleation
Cellular component (GO): Arp2/3 protein complex; actin cytoskeleton
Molecular function (GO): actin filament binding
Source: RefSeq, a predicted model, not a curated record